Fukomys damarensis (Damara mole-rat) is the source of this 3189-nucleotide messenger RNA. It is a transcript of the gene Pkn3, whose product is annotated as protein kinase N3. The record is from RefSeq and is a predicted model, not a curated record. The coding region runs from base 503 to 2920 and encodes 805 amino acids. Lineage: Eukaryota; Metazoa; Chordata; Mammalia; Rodentia; Bathyergidae. Gene Ontology annotation, biological process: intracellular signal transduction; peptidyl-serine phosphorylation. Gene Ontology annotation, molecular function: ATP binding; small GTPase binding; protein serine/threonine kinase activity. The transcript is spliced from 21 exons.
UCAGAAUGUGGAGGGACCCGGGGUUCCUUGCAGGAGCUGGCCAUAGGUGUGCUGGCUGUGUGUGUGUGUGUGUGUGUGUGUGUGUGGACUGAGAAGGGGUGCGCAGUCAGGAUUCCAGCCCAGGGUAGGCGGGGUGUUAGGUGUAGCACACAGGGCCUCCAGAGUGUCCUCACCUAUGGUUUAGGCCCCCCUCGGGGCUGAGUCCACCCCCUCCCGGCUGUCCCUCCAAGAAGUCCCUCUGCCGGUUCCAGCCCUGCUCACACGCAUUUUCCGAUUUCCUGCAGCCUCCGCCCUGCAGCAGCAGCUGGGUGACUCAGGACCCCUGCAGCCGGGUCCCCAGCUCCUGAGAUCUUUGUUUGCUCAGGCCUUUGGCUCUGGCCCUCUUGCCUGGGGCGGUCAGAGGAUUUCCUGAGCCCCACCCUUGCCCUCAGACAGCUAGGCCAGCGGAGCCUGGGUUGGGGGGUCCCUGAGGCUGGCCAGCCACUUUCCCUGGGCUCAGGAGAUGGAAAGCCAAAAGGCUGAGCCUGGCCCGAGGCCUCUGGAAGAUGAGAAGGAGCUGAUCCGCCGGGCCAUCCAGAAGGAGCUGAAAAUCAAGGAGGGCAUGGAGAACCUGCGCCGCGUGGCCACAGACCGCCGCCACCUGGGCCACGUGCAGCAGCUGCUGCGAUCCUCCAACCACCGCUUGGAGCAGCUGCACAGUGAGCUGCGGGAGCUGCACGCCCGCGUCCUGCUGCCCAGCCCGGCAGCAGAGCCUGUGGCCUCCGGACCCCUGCCACGGGCAGAGCAGUCCAAGGCUCGGCACCUGGAGGCCCUGCAGAGGCAGCUGCAGGUGGAGCUGAAGGUAAAGCAGGGGGCUGAGAACAUGACCCACACAUGUGCCAGUGGCACCCCCAAGGAGAGAAAGCUCCUGGCUGCUGCCCAGCAGAUGCUGCGGGAUUCCCAGCUGAAGGUGGCCCUGCUCCGCAUGAAGAUCAGCAGCCUGGAGGCGAGUGGGUCCCCCGAGCCAGGCCCUGAGCUGCUGGCCGAGGAGCUGCAGCACCGACUGCACAUCGAGGCUGCAGUGGCCGAGGGUGCCAAGAAUGUGGUGAAGUUGCUCAGUGGCCGGAGGACGCAGGACCGCAAGGCCCUGGCUGAGGCCCAGACCCAGCUCCAGGAAUCCUCGCAGAAGCUGGACCUGCUCCGGCUGGCCUUGGAGCGGCUGCUGGAGGGCCUGCUGCCCACCCACCCUCUACGCAGCAGGGUGGCCCAGGAGCUGCGAGUGGCAGCACUUGGGAACCCACAGCCUGCGGGGACCCUUGUGAAGCCCACCGCCCUGACGGGGAUGCUGCAGGUCCACCUCCUGGGCUGUGAGCAGCCUCUGGCAGUCGUGCCCGGACGCUCUCCGGUGGCCGCGCUGGCUGGCAGCCCCUCCAGGCUCGAGGACUUCCUGGACAAUGCUUGCCACCAGCUGUCCCUCAGCCUGGUGCCACAGGGCCGACUCUUUGCCCAGGUGACCUUCUGUGACCCUGUCCUUGAGAGGCGGCCCCGGCUGCGGAGGCAAAAACGCGUUUUCUCUAAACGCCGAGGCCAGGACUUCCUGAGGGCUUCACAGAUGAACCUCAGCAUGGCAGCCUGGGGGCGCCUGGUCAUGAGCCUGCUGCCCCCCUGCAGCUCACCCAGCACCAUCAGCCCCCCCAAAGGUUGCUCUCGGACCCCGACUACACCCCGUGGGGCCUCUGAGCCUGCAUCCCCCAGUAAUCUGCCCAAGAAGACCCCCUUGGGAGAAGAAAUCCAGCCCCCGCCCAAGCCCCCACGCCUCUUCCUGGCCCAGGACCCCACCCCGGAGGAGACGCCGUGCACCAAACGCCCUCACAUGGAGCCGAGGACCAGACUCGUGCCUGCCCCUCCAGCCUCCGCCCCCAGGAAACCACCCCGGCUGCAGGACUUCCACUGCCUGGCCGUGCUGGGCCGGGGACACUUCGGGAAGGUCCUCCUUGUCCAGUUCAAGGAGACAGGUAAAUACUUUGCCAUCAAGGCGCUGAAGAAGCAGGAGGUGCUGAGCCGGGAUGAGGUCGAGAGCCUGUACUGUGAGAAGCGGAUCCUGGAGGCAGUGGGCCACACAGGGCACCCCUUCCUGCUCUCCCUCCUUGCCUGCUUCCAGACCACCAGCCACGCCUGCUUCGUGACCGAGUUUGUGCAAGGUGGGGACCUCAUGAUGCAGAUCCACGAGGACGUCUUCCCUGAGUCCCAGGCCCGCUUCUACCUGGCCUGUGUGGUCCUGGGGCUGCAGUUCCUACAUGAGAAGAAGAUCAUUUACAGGGAUCUGAAAUUGGAUAAUCUCCUGCUUGACGCCCAGGGUUUUCUGAAGAUUGCGGACUUUGGGCUGUGCAAAGAAGGGAUUGGCUUUGGGGACCGGACGAGCACCUUCUGUGGCACCCCGGAGUUCCUGGCCCCCGAGGUGCUAACGCAGGAGACGUACACGCGGGCUGUGGACUGGUGGGGUCUGGGCGUGCUGCUGUACGAGAUGCUGGUGGGUGAGUGCCCGUUCCCAGGGGACACAGAAGAGGAGGUGUUCGACUGCAUUGUCAACACAGAUGCCCCGUACCCCCACUUUCUCUCGGUGCAAGCCCUUGAGCUCAUUCAGAAGCUCCUCCAGAAGAUCCCGGAGCAGCGCCUGGGUGCUGGUGAGCAGGAUGCGGAGGAGAUCAAGGUCCAGCCGUUCUUCAGGGUCACCGACUGGCAGGCCCUCCUGGCCCGCGCCGUGCAGCCCCCCUUCGUGCCCGUCCUCUGCGGCCCCGCAGACCUGCGCUACUUCGAGGGCGAGUUCACAGGGCUGCUGCCGGCCCUGACCCCGCCCAGCCUACGAAGCCCCCUCAGUGCCCGCCAGCAGGCCGCCUUCCGAGACUUUGACUUUGUGUGCGAGCGCUUCCUGCAGCCCUGAGUCCACGGCCGGGCCUGGACCCCAAGAACCCACAGGUGCCUGUGUGUGCCCUGCCCAGCGGCGUGACUCUCAGGUGUCCGGAGCCCAUGGGACUCGAGGUGGUGGCCCGUGGGCUGCUGUGUGGGCUUUGCUGUGUCACUGGGCGGAGGGUCCCCUUCCUGCCCUCUACUCCUCCUCAGCCUCCCAGCAAGAGCCGGACCAGGAAGGGCACUGCAGUGAGGAGUGGCUUGGUUUGUCUUUUUAAUACUUGACUGGCUUUGUGGAUUAUU